AUGGGUAAGUGUAGCUACGCUAUAAUUUAAGCAUUUAAUAUCUUAAUUUAAAUACUUAUGAAAAUGUGAAAUUAUUUUAGAUGAUGGAAAAGAGAAUUUUGUACUUUGUUCUAAUGAUUCUAAAAAUUAUAUAAAAAAGUUACAUGAAAUUUGCAAGUGGGAUCAACUUAAUAAUGUAGCCAUAGAAUAUCAUGAUUUAAAAGAGACUAUUUAUAUUGAUUACAGAGAACUUUUUUUUACACAAAGUUUAAUUUCUGAUUAUUUAAGAAGCAUCAAACGUGUCGAAUUUAUUGGCAUAAAUUUUGAUAUUCCGGAGUUCUGUGUUAUUUCUAUAAUACUUGGAAUCUUGAAUAGCGGACAUAGUUUUGUAAAUAUACCUAUUGAUUCAAUAGAAUUAAUAAAUUUAAAGAAUCAUUUAAAUCUACAUUAUUUAUUUUCUAAACAAAUAAAUGUCGAAGAAGAUAUUGUACAUCAAUUUAAAAUACAUAAAGAAUGUAUUUAUCUCAUCAAAGUUAAAGAUGUCCAAAAACAAAACACACAAAAAGUAAAACAAAAUUAUUAUGCUUAUGCAAUUUCUACAUCUGGUUCAACAGGAACUCCUAAAGUAGUUAGAGUGCUCCAUUCAUGUAUAGUUCCUAAUAUUUUAGAUUUGAGCAAAGUGCUGACAAUAACAAACUGUGAUAAAAUUUUUCAGUUUACAAAUUUUACAUUUGAUCCUAGUAUUGUUGAAAUUUUUCUUGCACUUUCAAAUGCUGCAACGCUAUUCAUGGUAUCAAAACUAUUGAAAAAUAACCCAUAUAGACUUUUGAAAGAAGCUUAUUCUAACCAAAUUACCAUAAUGCAAGUAACUCCAUCAAUUUUUAUGUACAGUUGGACAGCCGAAUCUUUGAAAACUAGUAUUUUAAGUAAUAAUUCUUUAUUAAGAGCUAUUCUUUUUGGUGGAGAACCUUUCCCUAAAUUAGAAUUACUUUCUGAAGCCAAGCAUCCUUGUAAUAAUACAAAAAUUUAUAACAUCUAUGGUAUUACUGAAAUAUCUUGUUGGGCUAGUAUUAACGAAAUUGUAAUAACAAAUAAACAAUUUAAUGAACAUUACUUGGGUCAAGUAUUGUCACAUACUAUAUUUGAAGUUAGAAAUGAAAGAGAAGAAGUAAUAACAAAUGGUACAGGCUCUCUCUAUAUAGAUCAUGAGCAAAGUUAUUGCACAUUACAUUCUUUGGCAGGAAGCAAUCAGAGAAUAUGUCUGAUCAAUGAUGAAAAUAUUGAAGAUUUAGAAUUACCAGUAUUUCGUGAUUCUGGUGAUAUAGUUAAUAUUGAUGAAGAGGGAAAGAUAUUUUACAAAGGAAGAAGAAAUAGCUUUAUUAAAAGAUUUGGGAAUAAAGUAGAUUUGAUAAAACUUAAAGAACUUGUAUUGCAAAUAGAUUUUGUGAAGAAUUGUUAUGUAAUGUGGGAUGAUAAUCGCCAUCAUUUACAUUUAUAUUUUUCUACUAAGGAGAAUGUCACAAAUCAUAAUGUAAAUACUGAUAUAGUGAAAUAUGUACAUGAACUAGAUCCUUUAUACAGACCAGAUAAAAUUCAUUUUGUAGAGGAUGUUAAAUUUACAUCUAAUGGAAAAAUUUCCUUAGAAUUUUUAAAAAAGCAUUACAUACAACAAACUGUAACACAUGAAAUGUUAAAAAACAUUAAUUUUGAACAAAUUGAAAUUAUUUUUAAAUCAAUUUGGAAAAACAAUUUAAAACAUGAAAAUAAUGGAUUUGUAAAACUAGGUGGCACAUCUAUAACAGCAUUUCAGAUAUCAAAUACCAUAUCCGAAAUAUUAAAUAUAGAAUUUCCUGAAUUAAUUAGCAUGCUUUUAAUGGAUGCAACUAUUGAUAAAUGUCUUUGUUAUAUAAGAAGCACUGUAUUGUGUAAUAGUGACCAAAACAGGAUGACUAAUCUUAAUUUCCAUUCUAAUAGUAUUAAAGAAGUUCCUUUGAUUACUAAUAUUUCUACUAUUAAUGUCGAAAGCAAGAAAUCUAAUAAUGAAAAAAAGAUUUUUGACUCAAUGAUGCAAAUAAAUGAUAUUCAUACAUGCCAAUGGUACAAGUGUAGAGGAAAAAUAUAUAAAAGUGUCCAAGAUAUUAAUAUUGAACAGAAGUUACAAUAUAACGCAAUUUCGAAAGUUGAAGUAUUGAAAACGUAUGAUUUGAAAAAAUGCGUAGACGCAUCGCCAACUGUAUUCCGUUAUUCGGAUGGAAAAACAUAUGCAACUGUUGGUUCUCAUUCUGGCUUUAUUUUUACCUUUGGAUUAGAAAAGGAGUGUUGUAGCUCUGCAUUUAAAAUUAAACUACCUGACAGAGUUGAAGCCUCAAUUUUGGUUUUGGAUGAUUUCAGAGGUAUAGUGGGACGGAUCAGAAGUUUGGAAAUCUAAAUUCGGUAAUGGAAGCAUUGGCGCUUCCGGUUGUUUACACGUUUCGUCGAAUAGUGUGUUGUUUGGAACAUUGGAUGGACUUUGUCUAGCACUGGAACAAUCGUCAGGGAAACUUUUGUGGAAACAUAAAUUGUCAGAUCCAAUUUUUGUUGCUCCUUUGUCAUUAAAUAAUGGACUUGUUUUAUUUUGUUCUGUAACAGGACUGUUGCAUUGCUUUGAUGUCGAAGUUAAUGUCAAGAUGUGGUCAUACAAAAUCAAUGGCAAUGUAUUUUCAUAUAUUGUGAAGCAAAGUGAUGCCUCUGUAAAAUAUGAAACCAUCAUUGUAGCUAGUCAGAAUAAAAGUGUGUAUUGUUUAGAAUCAGAAGAUACAAAUUUUAAAACUAAACCCAGAUUGAAAUACGUAUUAAAUUUUCAUUCACCAAUUUUCGCUACUCCCUGGUGUGAAAACGAUUCUCUAUUCAUAGCAUGUACAGAUGGUACUUUAAAUAUUUAUAAUUCAGCAAAAAAUAGAUUGAUAAAAACUGAAAAACUUUCUGGGGAAGUCUUUUCGUCACCAGUUGUUGAUAAUGAUAUCAUAAUCAUUGGAUGUAGAGAUAAUAAUGUCUAUGUCUUAAAACUUAUGUAAAUUAUUCUUGGUAAGUAAAUGUGUUAAGCAUUCUUUGUAUCAUGAAAUAGACAGGAAUACAAAUUAAUAUGAAAUUAAUAUAGCAUGAUUUAUUUUUUUUUUUAUGACUGUCACAUUACAGUUACGUGAAUAACGUUUCAGAUAAAGUAAUAGGGAAUCACGUACCUUUUUUUUUCAUUGACUUUCAUAUAUAAUACGAAUUCGCGGUGCGCUUACAGUUUGAAGCGAAAUGCAAGCAAAAUAAAGGAUUCUAAGAGAUUCUAAGAGAGCCAAUCACUCAUUAACAAAACAUUCACCCAUAUGCAAGUGCACACGUAUAGUAACUUCAGAAAUGAUGUACAUCUAUGCAUACUUGUCUCUUUCAAAUUUACCAAUUUGUUUUUCUAUCAAUAAUGAUUAUCUUACAAAAUAUCAAACAAAAAAAUAUUUCAGCUUAAAUUCACAUAAAAUAACAACGUUUCAACGAUUCCGCAUUUUUUCUAUAAUCGCACUCUACUUUGAGAAUGUUUAUAUAACAUAUAUAUUUAUAUUACGUUUAACUGGUUGGCCGUACUUUUUUCCGCUCCAAUAUUUUGACAUAAAUUCUUUGCAAUCUUCCCAGUUAUAGGCAAUUUCUUGGAAGUGCUUCAAUUUAUACGUAUGUACUUCGUAUUUCUUAAUGUAUGUGUUUGAAAUUUGAAUUAAUAUCAUAACUAAAUGUGCAGAUUUAUGACAUAUUUUCUAAUGCUAUACCGCGCCAUGCUAUUUAUAUAAUUACGUGUAGAACUCACUUUUUUUAAAUUACUCUUAUUUUGUAUCUCGUGUUACAACUACUGCAAUUAGCAACAUAACUAUAGGAUUCUUUAACAUUUACAAUUUCAAUAAACAGAUAUUUUAAUUUGAUAGUUAAAAUAUGAUACAUUUAUAAGAUCGUGAUAAUCGACACUGUCAUGUUCAAUUCAAAUUACAUGUCAGUGACGAAUACAUGGAUACACUUAAAUCGUAUAAUAAAUUGCAUUUUAUAAUUUGUUCAGAAUUUAUCGACAAAUAUCCAGACGACGAAUAUUACACGUUCUAAUAUCAAUGUUUGUUUUUGUGAAAAUGGUCGUACUACUCGUGUACUUUGGACAUAAUGUAAAAAGGGCAGUUUGUAGAAUUGGAUUGAGACAAAUUUGAAAAAUAAAUUUUGAAUAACGUUUGGGCUUGUUGUUGAAAUUCUCCAUUAAAGAGAAUCUAGGAUUAGGCAUAAGUCUACUUAGCAGAUUGAAUCUGCUUUGAGACUUUGACAAAUACCGACGUUAUCGGUACGUAUGCGCACGUUAAAUCUUGUUGUUCGCUUGUUUUCUUUUUUUUUUUUUUCAAUUCAGCAUUAG
Molecule: messenger RNA, 4384 nt
Organism: Heterotrigona itama
Lineage: Eukaryota; Metazoa; Arthropoda; Insecta; Hymenoptera; Apidae
Source: the annotation of a GenBank genome assembly